Messenger RNA from Syngnathus acus (greater pipefish), 4241 nucleotides. RefSeq names its product RNA binding protein fox-1 homolog 2-like. Gene Ontology annotation, biological process: regulation of alternative mRNA splicing, via spliceosome; nervous system development. The transcript has 13 exons. Gene Ontology annotation, cellular component: nucleus; cytoplasm. Bases 668 to 2068 code for a protein of 466 amino acids. NCBI's taxonomy places the organism in Eukaryota, Metazoa, Chordata, Actinopteri, Syngnathiformes, Syngnathidae. The record is from RefSeq and is a predicted model, not a curated record. Gene Ontology annotation, molecular function: mRNA binding.
UCUUAACCAAUCCUUGCCCAAUAAUGGAUAUCCAUCUGACCGUGGACCAGCCCACUCAGACUCACUAGGAGUUUACGCCAAGUGGGAUUCAGAUCGGAGGAAAUCGUGCUGGAGCCACAUCCACACUCCACAGCAGCCCACGGCGUGAAAAGGGACGGACGGAAUCAAGUGAAAGCCUGGUAGGAUCCACACAAAGGUUUACCGAGAAGCCACCCAUUAGACGCGGCAGACAUUAGGACUCGUCGUGGACAAUUUAUAACCUUUUCUUUCUCUUCCCCCUGGUAGCGAGAGUGUUCUCUCCGAGCCACGUUUAUUCAUAGAGCUAGCGGAAUGUAUUGCUAGCGAGCUAGCUAAGGUUAGCUAGCUAAUUAGCUUGUCAGGCAGACAAGAGUCGGACGUGUGGUCUUCACUAAAUUGGGUCACUUAUUUAGCGGCGUUUGACUUGAUGGAAAAAGCCGCUGUGCUUUAUCCAUUAUCCUGACACAGCCAUUAUGUUCUGCCUUGAGUAGCCUACGCCAAUAAGACACGAAAUAAUUGCCUGAAUUACGAGAGCCACUUUCGUAUCAUCCAUCCGAAUCCUUCAUUGAGGACAACGAGGACAAGAGAAGAAGGGGAAAAACACAGUCCAAUAUUUUUUUUUUCUUGGGCGAAGACUCUCUGCCGUCCAAUGUUAAUGUCGACCGACGUUGCAUCUAUAAUGCUACCCGUUAAUCGGGGGAUAAUGGACCGAGAAAGAGACAUCGAUACAUCAGCGGUGCCGCAUACAAGCGCUGCCGGAGGUCCGGCGACGGUCCGGGGGAUGAAGCGAGGGGACCCGGAACCAGACGCUCUUGCAGCCGCUGCUUUGACUGACCUGACCGGGGCGGAGUGCAAGAGACCAAGGAUAGACGGCACUGGGAAUGUUAUUGGCGACAUCGGACAGAACAAUGAGCCUUUAAAUCCUGGUUUCCAUGGAUACACACCUCACAAUCAGGGGCCUCAGGAUUCAACAGGAGCACAGGAUGGUUUGGUGGCACCCGCCUUUACAGCGUUCCCUCCUCCGCCACCUCCCCAGAAUGGCAUAGCUGGGACAGAAUUUGGCCCCGGGGCCAUGUUUGGUGCAGGGGGUCAAGGAACAGCUGAGGUAGGCGCUGAUGCUCAUGAGGACACCACCAGUACCACCAUCGACGACAAUAAUAAGACCGAUGAGACCUCCCAAGGGGAGACGACUAUACAGUGUGUGACUGGGGGGUCAGCAGCAGGGGGCUCUGGAGGAGACUCACCGGAGGCCAAAGGAACCCCCAAACGUCUCCACGUUUCAAACAUCCCAUUCCGUUUCCGUGACCCGGACCUCAGGCAGAUGUUUGGGCAAUAUGGGAAGAUUCUGGACGUAGAAAUUAUUUUCAAUGAGAGGGGCUCAAAGGGCUUUGGCUUUGUGACAUUUGAGACCAGCGCAGAUGCCGAGAAAGCCCGCGAAAAGCUCCACGGCACAUUGGUGGAAGGUCGUAAGAUUGAGGUGAAUAACGCCACUGCCAGGGUGAUGACUAACAAGAAAAUGGUCAGCCCCUACCCUAAUGGAGAGGCUCUGAGCACGCUACCCUACGCAGGGUGGAAAUUGAGCCCAAUGGUCGGGGCUGUGUACGGACCAGAGCUUUAUGCCGUCCCAGGGUUCCCGUACCCCGCGGCAGCCGCGGCGGCCACGACAGCUGCGGCGGCAGCUGCGUUCCGUGGCGCUCACCUUCGCGGACGGGGGCGGCCUGUCUACAGUGCGGUGCGGGCAGCUGUGCCUCAGGCUGCUAUCCCCGCAUACCCUGGACUAGUGUUUCAGGACUCAGUCCUUAGUCCCAGAUUGCCUCAGGGAGGCUAUCCUGCCGCCGCCGCUGCCGCCGCCGCCGCCGCUGCUUAUCGCUACACUCAGCCCGCGGCUGUAACCGGAGCAACUGCAGCAGCUGCCGCAUACAGUGACAGUUACGGCCGGGUUUACACGACAGAUCCAUACCACGCUUUAACCCCAGCUGCUGCCGCCUACGGGGUGGGAGCCAUGGCCAGUUUAUACAGGGCGGGAUACAGUCGCUUCGCUCCAUACUAAAGCCACAAAUUACACCCAAGGAAUUUCUUGUCCCUCCAGAAGCCUUUUUUUGAAGCUCUUUGUUCUGCAGACGCACCCUUCCAUCUCUCUGCUGGUGGACUAGAGUGACAACCUCCUCUUUUUAUUUUUAUUUUUUCCUCUCCCUACCGUCCUUUUUUUCUAUUGGCAAGAGAGAACGUUGCCACAUCAUCAAUUCUCUUCUCUCUGUCUGACAAGGAUCUAAUGAAAAAGCUCUUGGCACAAUUCAUGACCGCUAACUUUUUAGGAACACUAUUGGAUCUGCUGGAAAGAGACUGAUCCCGCUUGAUCCGCCACACGACACUACAUGUUUUUGUUUUCUUCAAGCUCCUCAGUUAAGCCACUCUCUCAAGUCUCUGUGCACCCACUCCCACAGUGUCCUUUGGUGAUUGAGCUGCCACAAGAACAGCACUGCUAGUAAAAGAGACACUAAAAACACUAGUAUGAAGAAAAGCAACGUCCCUCGGCACUGUGGAACAUGGAAGCUUCUUACUGGCAGUCCAAAAAAAUGCCAAAACCAUUACCAACAUGGCUUGCAGUGCUCAAUUUUUGGUGGAAUCCCUAAAACGUCUCCAUUCACCCAAGGGUACAAUGAUAUGUAAAUCUUUUUUUUUUUUUUUUUGGCUUCUACGUUACCUCAAUAUUUUGUUUCUCAUGAAUUUUGCUGCCAUACUUAUUUAACAUGCCUUUAUUUCUGGGUCGACAUCAUUUCAACAACACUAAGAGGGAGGAAGAAUGCUCUCCCCCCCCCCCCCCCCCAAGGACUCCUUUUAUUUUGUCGUUGUCAGACUUUGUAGCUCCAACGGUAAUGCAGUGAAAGAACCGGCAGAUGGAUGAAGAGAAAAAAGACCCCCCACCCCUUUAAGAGAUUUAAUAGACAAGACCAGGGGAAAGCAAACAUCUGCAUUUUGUCCCUCCUCAUGCUGCUGGUCCCAUGAAAGAAGUCAUUUCAACGUUUUCUGGACAUGACAAUGAUUUUUGGCUUGAUAAUGUUUUUGGUUUUCAGCCUAUGAUUUUUUUUUAUUUUAUAGGAGGCCUGGCCAAGUUUGUUCCAUGUAACCCACCUCCAUAUACUCGCACUAUGUCAUUGUUGAUAUUUGCCUUUUUUUGGUUCCAAAGAUUUUUGUUAUUGUUGAAGAAAGCACAUUUUAGACUUGAUAUAUUUCUCUUUCUUUUGUGGUUGUUUUGCCUGUACUUGACUAUUAUAUAUUUUUUUAAUCUCUGGGUUUAAAAUGUAUGUUUUUUUUGUCUUUUUCAAGGUUGAAACAGUCCAGUGCUGUCCGCAUGCAAGACAUUUUAAAUGUUUGCAGCACUUUUUGGGAACCUGUGAAUAUUUCUUCACAUGAUGAUAAUUGACUUUUUUUUUUCCUCCCCAGCCCUUCAUUCAAACUGUUUUGCUGCAAAUCCAAAACUGACCGAAGUUGGAGUCAUGAGGGACAUUUUGGGAGAUGAUGGGGGUGUUUGGAAUUGCCAAUGCUAGAGGCAAAGGGACAGGACUUGCGUUUUGCAAACAUUGUGCAGAUGGUAAAAAAUUUGAGGUGAGGAUUUCUAAUCCCAUAUCUGACAGGACAUCUUUUUUUUUUUUUUCUUUCCGGAGUUGCUCAUGGAGCAGAAACCUGUGAGGAUGUUUUGUAUGAUUGUGACACUGUGUGCUAUAGUGAGUAUUUUUGGUGCGCUCUUAUUUUUAUUAUUAUUAUUUUGUUUGUCUUAUUACUCCUUACAAGUAUUACCACAAGUGUUGCUAUGCAUGCUUUCCUGAGAGAGAACAGAUGUCAGAACUUUUUGCUUUGUGCAUGAAUUCAAAUCUUAGUGCUGGAGGACGACAAGAUGGAGGUGCGCGAGCGAGAUGUUUAUUUUAUAGCACGGAGGGACGAGGGAACAACUUUACGGUGUUCCAUGAUAGAAGGUGAAGAAGGAAAGUAAGAAAAAGUGGUAUCCGAGCCCAAAGCUGAUUUCAGUCCGCUUUAAUAAUAUGUCUGAUCUCAGUCAAAUGCCUCUGAGGUUGUCACGGUAAUCAGCAGUCAUAUCAGAUAUGUUGAAAGUUUCAUUUUGGGAUUUCCACCACCCUCCGCAUUCCCCCUGUGGGUUUUCUUUUGUAAUGAAUGAUAACAGUGCUGAGGCAGCCCUUCAAAUUUUUGCCUGUCAGUGGGAAAAA